AAAUAGUUUGUCUUGCCUCUUGCUAAUGCUAGUCUUGGUGUUACACCCGGCACUAGCACUUCGUAGGUCUGCCUUCGAACUUCACGCCAUCGAGACUUCAAGUCUUGGUGAAUUUACACAAGGGCCCAGUGUAGCUCAGUCCGUGUCUGUAUAGUUCACUGUCAUACACACGGCCGGUGACGGGCGAUGCGCUCCAGCGUGAGUGCGGCAAGAAAGAUAGAUCAGUGACAGUGUUGGUCCUUGAAUGAGUGAAUGAGGAAGUCAUUUCUCUACUAACGCAAACCAACGUCUCGGCCGGCGGUCUGAAAAUCUUCAAGUGCAGCGCCACCCUAGGUAGAGAUCAAGAGCGGGCGCAGCAUUCCGACCAUUCAGACUACAGUCAUUCUGAUUCAGGGUUUCCUCUGCCGGCACGCUGCUACUGUGCUAGCGUGCUGCGAUCCCGUCGUCCGGUCUACCGUGUGCAGUGAUUCCGCAUGCUGCGAUCCCGUCGUCCGGUUUACCGUGUGCAGUGAUUCUGCAAGGCAACAGCGAUACUUUGCGGUGGGGAAUCCGAGCGAAAAGGGCUGCUAGCUGCUGUGUAGGACAGUCUCCACAAGGAUACCUCCUGGCCGGGGUACGAAGAUGGGAAAUAAUAUCGUGCCUACUGCCACAGGCAAUCCGUUUGACUCGCCUGAGUUCAUUGCUGACAUACAUCCAUGGCUGCUGACUGUGGAUGCCGACGUGUUCCGGGAGGCAGCACAGCAAAACCAGCUGCUGCGCACUUUUGCCAUUGUCGCAAACCUAGAAAAUAUUUUGAAGCGGGAAGGUCCGGAGGCGCACAACAAGAAGCUGGUUCAAAUCAUCUCGGCCGAUGAACUGCAUGGAUACAAGCGCUUGUGUCACGUCGUUGCCGAAAUGGGCUUCCACACCCGAGUGCGUCAGAUGCUGAACCAGCUACCAGAGAAGGAUCGACCAUGCCUAGAUUUACCCAGGUCAGGUGACAUGGCAACCACAAGCGUACGGCGGCGAACCCGAACAGGUGUGGACGGUGGCAAUUAUGAUGUGGCAAUUAUGAUAGUGAUGGUAGAUCAGAGUCACAGAGUGUGA
Messenger RNA from Sycon ciliatum, 1086 nucleotides. RefSeq lists its product as uncharacterized. Lineage: Eukaryota; Metazoa; Porifera; Calcarea; Leucosolenida; Sycettidae. The coding region runs from base 622 to 1086 and encodes 154 amino acids. The record is from RefSeq and is a predicted model, not a curated record. The transcript is spliced from 4 exons.